AAGAUUAUGCAGGCUGAAUUCGUAACUGUCCCCUACUUGUGUUCCCUUUGAUUUUCUUUAAUACUUUACAUCCAUCACCCCCUGAAGGUUGUAUAUGCGUUUGCAUUCCAUUUGUAUCCGUAUUGCGUAGGUGUCGGAUUAUUUCAGGACUCCUCUCUCUGUUAACUCAGUGUUUCCAUUCUUACACUGAAGGGAUUUGCAUUGAAUUCGAAUAUUCAUAAUUAUCAAGAGGAGCCCGCAUAUGCAUGAAAUUCAAAAAGUGAGUAUACGUAAAAGUGAGCAGCAGUAAAAGUGAGUAUAAGUAGAAGUAUCUAUAAGUUAAGUGAGUAUCUAAAAGUAAAACUGAUUCGGUUGAAGUCAUAGUCAGUAUCAAUAAGUAAAAGGAAGUAGAAGUAAAAGUCGACAUCUCUGGCCUCCAAGAUGCAAAUUGAAAAGAUGGAGCUCCAGGUGUGGAAGCAAUUACUUGCGAUCGAUCAACGGUGUAGUGCAAUUGCUUCUACCCUCGUGGAGAGGAGAACUGCACUACAAUCAGUUGGGGAUGCGUCUCGCGUCCUGGAGGUUGAUGAUCCCUCCGCCACUCCUAUUGGAGUGGUGGGGUGGUACCUCCAAGAGGAGGCGGAUUCGCUUCAGGGGGAGUUGAGUAAACUCCAGAUGGAGCGAAGCCGCCUUCUGAAUCUUCUCGACCGCGUUCGCGUCGGCGAGGUAUGUAAAGUGUUUAGGUUUUUGCUCAGCGCCCAUUUUCGAAGAUCAAAAAAGUUGUCUCACCGCGAAAGAUCAAGCCUUCGCAUUUUUGAAGGUCCUCAAAAUUGA
Amoebophrya sp. A25 is the source of this 810-nucleotide messenger RNA. The record is from the annotation of a GenBank genome assembly. NCBI's taxonomy places the organism in Eukaryota, Dinophyceae, Syndiniales, Amoebophryaceae.